This is a messenger RNA of Galleria mellonella (greater wax moth), 820 nucleotides long. It is a transcript of the gene Prosbeta4, whose product is annotated as proteasome subunit beta type-2. The coding region runs from base 166 to 783 and encodes 205 amino acids. NCBI's taxonomy places the organism in Eukaryota, Metazoa, Arthropoda, Insecta, Lepidoptera, Pyralidae. The record is from RefSeq and is a predicted model, not a curated record. Gene Ontology annotation, molecular function: peptidase activity. Gene Ontology annotation, biological process: proteasomal protein catabolic process. The transcript has 4 exons. Gene Ontology annotation, cellular component: nucleus; proteasome core complex; cytosol.
UUUGCCAAAUAUGGUCUAUUUUAUAUGGUGGCAACACUAUCUUUUGGUCCGAUUCGGCAAUGAAUUGACAAGUUUACACUAGUUUACUAAACUUAACCGAGUUUCCUUAAUUACCGAUUGUAUUUACGGUUUUAGAAAUUAGUCUAACAUUAUAGUUGUUAUAAAAUGUCUAAUAUUAAUUUGCAAUGCCUGUUAGGAAUACAGUGCGAUGAUUUUGUCAUGAUAGCUGCUGAUCAAUCUAAUAGCCAUAGUAUUAUGGUUAUGAAAGAUGAUGAAGAAAAGAUCUAUAAAAUUUCGGACAGGUUGGUGAUGGGUGUGAUCGGUGAUUCUGGUGAUACCAAUCAAUUUGCAGAAUACAUUGCAAAGAAUAUUCAACUGUAUAAGAUGCGUAAUGGUUACGAACUGGGACCUACAGCUGCAGCUAAUUUUACUCGUCGAAACCUAGCUGAAUACUUGAGAAGUAGUACGCCUUACUUUGUAAAUCUUCUUCUGGGUGGUUAUGAUAAAGAGAAUGGUCCUGAAUUAUAUUUCAUGGACUAUCUGGCAUCUAGUGUAAAAGUCCCUUUUGCUGCUCAUGGUUAUGGCGGAUAUCUUAGUUUGAGCAUCAUGGAUCGUUAUUAUAAAAAAGAUGCAACUGAAGAUGAAGCAUAUGUUAUAUUAAAACAGUGUGUUAAGGAAAUUCACAAGAGGCUGUUUAUCAGUCUGCCUAAUUUCCAAGUGACUGUAGUCACUAGAGAUGGAAUUAGAAUGCUGCCUGUCAUCAAUUCUGAAUCUGUGAAGUAAUGUUUAAAUGUAAGGAUAAAUAAAUAAUUCUUUAUAA